Molecule: messenger RNA, 957 nt
Organism: Aspergillus puulaauensis
Lineage: Eukaryota; Fungi; Ascomycota; Eurotiomycetes; Eurotiales; Aspergillaceae
Exons: 3
Coding region: 1-957 (318 amino acids)
Source: RefSeq, a predicted model, not a curated record
AUGGCAGAUAACGAUACUCUCAAGGUGGCGCUCGUGACGUUGGCCGAGCAGCAUCUCAAAACCCUCCGCGACACCGUGCAGCACAUCCUCUCCACUCAUCGGGCCGAGUGCGUCUUUGCCCAGGUAGCUGAGGGGGUUUCGACACAAGAGACUGCUCAGUACAAGUUACAUGACUUGGACCCUCAAAUUAAAGAUAGAACCAAACCAGCCCUGGAAGCACUUGAUCUGGUCAAGAACUGGAGGUCCGAGUUUCACCUGGAGACGCUCGAAAUUGACGAAAAGGUGCUACAAGCAUAUAAAGACAGCCGGCCAGGGACAAAGGAGUUUAAAUUGCGACUGAUUGAAACCACCGCUGUCGUUAUCCAUUCCCUUGCAGCGCUUCUAUUCGAACAUACAAACGAGCAGCCGUACAAAUGUCCCGAGCCAGAGCGGAAGAUUGUCAUAGUGGAUGGCCUACCAGAAGUAACCGAUGAGAUAAUUGGUGAUCCUAUUCCAACGUAUCUGUAUCACGACGACUAUCUCGACCACGACCUGUAUCCGAUGGGCGUUGCGGAUGUCGUGGCCUACUGGGCGGAAACCCACCUAUUUGGCGGCGUCGUUGUUUUUGAUCACGGCGAGUCCGACACAGAAUUCCUCGACGUUUUCCUGCAUCCAGACUGCAGCUUCAAGGCCUUCAAGCUGUCGGACGCCCAAGUAGACCAAUUUGUUAGCUUUGGGCUGUACGGAGAACCAGCGGUACCCUCGCCAUUUCCCAUCAAACCAGGCCGUGAUGCGGUCAGGCUUUUACCCGAGUUUACCAUGCAGAAGAAUAUAUACCGUACUAAGAGCGACCGGAGGAUCCCCGAGCUACCAUCUGGCUGGCAUCCGGUGGGGCGAUUGGAAGAUGAUCCUCAGAUGAUGGAGUUUAUGGACAAGUACAAAAACGGCGAUUGGACGUAUGGCUACAAUGAGAUAUAG